This is a messenger RNA of Impatiens glandulifera, 2615 nucleotides long. RefSeq names its product serine/threonine-protein kinase-like protein CCR4. Bases 125 to 2512 code for a protein of 795 amino acids. The transcript has a single exon. The record is from RefSeq and is a predicted model, not a curated record. Gene Ontology annotation, biological process: protein phosphorylation. Lineage: Eukaryota; Viridiplantae; Streptophyta; Magnoliopsida; Ericales; Balsaminaceae. Gene Ontology annotation, molecular function: protein serine/threonine kinase activity; ATP binding.
CUCCCUUUCUAUCAUUCUGGCAAACCGCGUCUCUCUCUCUCUCUCUCUCUCUUUAUAUCUCUGUCUAAUCAUCAUCUUCUUCUUCUAGGGUUUUACUCAUCAUGAGACCUCUCUUUUCUCAUCCAUGGCCAUUCUUCACUCUUUACUCCUCUCUUUCCUUUUCAUCCCAAUCGUUUCUUCUCUUUCCACCUUCGCCAUCUCAGAGACCGGUAACCGAACUGUUAUCUGCGCAUUGAUUAGCUACCCAAAUCAGCCAGCUUUUCUCAAUUGCACUGGCUUCCCUCCUAUUAACACUCAAUUCACCAACCGGAACGUUUCCUUUUCCGCACUCGUCGCCGGACAAGGGUUUGUUUGUGGCUUAAGGUCCAUUUCUACUUCUUCUAUUUUGGGUUGUUGGAGAUUCAACUUCACUACUGUCUCCGAUUACGGUACUGGUUCUGUAAUCCAGAUUAACGUGGAUUAUAAAAGGGUUUAUAAUGGUUCCUCCUCCAUUAGGGAACUACGAGCUGGAAAUACUCACGUUUGCGGUCUCUUUGACGGGACUAACGAACUUGAAUGCUGGCAAUGGCACCGAUUCAACUCUUCCGUGAUGUGGAAUUUAUCAAGCAUCGCUGUCGGAGACGAUUUCGUUUGCGGAUUGACGGAAUCCGGAGGGAAUGUCAAGUGUUCUGGUAGGACGAGUCAAGUCGUUGGUGGGGAACCGGUCGGUAAUUACAGCGUGAUUGCUGCCGGAAACCGUCACGCCUGUGCAAUAUCGUCGAUUAACGGUACGGUCAAGUGCUGGGGGAAUCUCACGGCGGCGAUUGACGAUUUCGGAGUGGUUAGAUCUUUGGCGUUGGGAGAUGAUCGAAGCUGCGGAUUGAUGAAGAAUGGAACGGUGAUAUGUUGGGGGGGAGAUGGAUUCAAAUUGCCGGAAAGCUUGAGAUCGGUUUAUUUUCUGACGAUCGAAGCGAAACGGAAAGUAUUUUGCGGCGUAAAGAUGGAUGAUUAUUCACUCUACUGUUGGGGAAAUGAAGAAUUCGAUUCCUUGUCUAACAAUCGCGUGCCGAUUAUGACAAAUUUAUUGCCUGGGCCUUGCGUCGCUGAUUGCCCCUUCAUGAAACCUCUUCCUAACUACGCUAGUCACUGUACCGAAACCCUAAUGAUUUGCGAUCCCUCAUCCGGCGACGAAUUCCAAUCACCGCCGAGCUCACCAGGACUCCAACCGCCGCCACCGAUCGCCGUUCCUCCACCAUCAUCGACUAAAUGGAACAAUAAAACGGUAGCGUUUCUCGUGGUAGGAAGCACCGGAUCUCUCUGUUUGUUGAUUUUAUCCAUCUUCUUCGUAUGGAAAUACUGCAAUAUAAGAGGCUGCCGAGUCCAUGAUUCCGGCCGAUUGGAACAACAACAAGGAGAUCAACCAACCGCCGCCGCCGCCGAAGCUAUGUCCGCCGCCGUUAACAUCAAUCAACAACAACAACCUAAUGAAGCGAAAUCCGGUCCUGUUCUUGUAAAGAAACUAAGCCAUUUAAUCAGCAUGAGAAACGGAGAUCUAGAAGAAUUCAGUCUCGACGAUCUUCUUCAAGCCACUAAUAAUUUCUCCAACGAACAUAAAAUCGGAAGCGGAAGCUUCGGUUCAGUCUACUUCGCCGAUCUACAGAUCCAAGGAGAGACUCGCCGGUUGGCGAUAAAACGGGCGGAAGCUUCCAAAUCGUCUUCAUACAACACAGGAAUGAAACGGCAAGAAGACAAAGACAGCGCAUUCUUAAACGAACUGGAAUUCCUUUCCCGGCUAAACCACCGGAAUCUUCUCCGGCUGUACGGAUACUGCGAAGACACCCAAGAGCGAAUUCUAAUAUACGACUACAUGAACAACGGCACUCUUUACCAUCACCUCCACAAAACGAACGACUCUCCGUUGAACACGUGGCCGGCGCGUAUAAAAGCCGCCUUAGACGCCGCCAGAGGGAUUGAAUACCUACACGUGUACGCUGUCCCACCAAUCAUACACAGAGAUAUCAAAUCCUCUAAUAUAUUACUCGACGACACGUGGACUGCCAAGCUGUCCGAUUUUGGUCUGUCAAUGCUCAGGCCUGCUGACGUGGAAACACCCCUUGCCACCCGGGCUGCUGGGACAUUCGGGUAUAUGGACCCGGAAUACUACAAGUUAGAGCAACUUACCACGAAAAGCGAUGUAUACAGUUUUGGAGUGGUAAUGCUCGAGAUUUUAUCGGGGAAAAAGGCUAUUCAUAAGAACGAGAACGGGGUACCGAGAAACGUUGUCGAUUAUAUGUUUCCUUACAUUGAGGCGGACGAUAUACAUCGAGUCCUGGAUCGAAAAGUUCCCGCGCCUACGCCUUUUGAGAUCGAGGCGGUUACAUAUGUUAGUUAUUUGGCGGCGGAUUGUGUGUCGCCCGAAGGUAGAGAUAGGCCGAGUAUGAGUGAGGUAGUGAGCGGUCUAGAGAGGGCAUUGGGUGCUUGCGGGGCUAAGGAAACAUUCUCACGGUCCACAACGGAGUCCUCGACCGGUUGAUGUCAUUGAGUUGGACACCAUUCAUUUUUACUUUGUAAAUAACAUUUCAUCAUUUUUCAUAAGUGUGGAUUAUAAUUAUAAUUAUAAUUACAUUUUAUUUAAC